AUGCACUAAGAAUUAAACUGUCCUCGUUGUGAGAUUGCAUUUGACAUCUAUGAUCGGACACCAUAGAUGCUACCAAAAUGUGGUCAUUCCAUGUGCAUGCAGUGUCUUCGUGAACAAACCAAAAUAAUCUGUCCUGAAGACGGAAUUGUCUAGCCACAAGAUCUGAAUCUCUACCCAGUCAAUCAAGCCAUUUUGAAAAUAAUCAAUAAGUCUAGUCUCAAGAACUCACAAAUCGAUUCUACCGAGUUGGGUGAAACUGUGAGACUCUCCAAAUGCGAGAAUUUCUUUGAAAUCAUGGAAUCUACAUCUCUCUGCAAAGAACACAACAAGAAGAUCGAAUUAGUGUGUCUGGAAGAUCACAAUAAAAUCUGUGUCAAUUGUGCUUUGUUUGGUGGUCAUAAGCAUCACAAUGUGAGAAACAUAGAUGAAGUCAUUUCAGAAAUCCAGCAUUCCCUCGAAGAAACUGUAGAUCUGAUGCAACAAAUACAAUCCAAAAUUAAAUCCCUCAAAUAACCAAUUAUCAAUAAAAAGAUACGCGACUAAAUACGAGUUUGUAUAAAGCAACAACAAUCUCUAGCAGAAGAAUAAUUCAAAGAAAUGAUAACUCAAUUAAUGAUGAAAUAGCGAAAAGUAGUCGAAGAGAUUGAGCAAAAGUACAAAUAAGUCGAAGAUCAACUAAUAAAACGAGAACAACAGUAUGUCAAUCAAGUAGUCGAAAAAGCAGACUUAUGGAUGUUAGCGUAAUUCCUCCUCUUUAUAGUGCAUAGUUCUCAAGAACGGAUCAAUUAGUUCGCCUCCUUAACUGAAAAAGGGGAAAUCGCCUUCUUUCUACUCCAGAAAGACACCUCUAAUACUCAGGCCAAAUAAAUUAUAGAAGAAUUGGAGGAUUUCAUGAAGAAGUUUCAAACCAGAUUGUAAGAGGUUACUCAAGGUUAAAUUACUCCUUAGGUGCACUUAAGCAAAGAAUUAAUGGGGAAUUUUGAAUACAAUUAUCCUCAAGUUCAAUAAUCAUUUUUUGACGAUCCAAAUAUCUUGAGAGAUGUUUCAAUGAUUGAUCAAAGUUUUUUAAAGGACAUUGAUGACAAACCUCCUCAUAAUGAAUUUUUGACUCAUAAUUUAUUAAACCCUCAACCUUUUAUAUCAAUCUCAAUCCGCUCUCCAAUCAUAACCUUCAUCCAACAACAUUUCAUAACAUACCAUAAGUCCUAAUCAUGA
Paramecium tetraurelia is the source of this 1215-nucleotide messenger RNA. RefSeq lists its product as uncharacterized. Lineage: Eukaryota; Ciliophora; Oligohymenophorea; Peniculida; Parameciidae. Gene Ontology annotation, molecular function: zinc ion binding. The record is from RefSeq and is a predicted model, not a curated record. The transcript is spliced from 4 exons.